Molecule: messenger RNA, 2891 nt
Organism: Gigantopelta aegis
Lineage: Eukaryota; Metazoa; Mollusca; Gastropoda; Neomphalida; Peltospiridae
Product: protein lifeguard 2-like
Exons: 9
Coding region: 1-588 (195 amino acids)
Biological process (GO): negative regulation of apoptotic signaling pathway
Cellular component (GO): membrane; Golgi apparatus; endoplasmic reticulum
Source: RefSeq, a predicted model, not a curated record
AUGUCCAACUCCGAAAACCCGCUGAAACACUGGAUACAGGGAGAUGGCUCCUGGUUCUACUAUGUGUCGUAUGGGACAUUUUUUGUGACCUACUUUGUCCUUAUCUGCAUUCCAAGUGUUCGCCGAAAGACGCCAGGAAAUUACAUCUGCCUUGCAGUAUUUACGCUUGCCUUCUCCUACAUGGUUGGGACCAUUUCCAGUUUCUACACGACGAAUAGUGUGCUGGUUGCAGCUGGAGUUACGACCCUUGUUUGUCUCUCCAUCUCCUUGUUUGCCAUUCAGACCAAAAUUGACUUCACGAUGUGUGCUGGAUUUCUCUUCGUUCUCGUGAUGGUCCUCUUCUUUUUCGGCUGGUCGUGUCUGUUCAUCUUCUACACGGUUGGAUAUAGCGCGAUUCUUGAUGCAGUGUAUGGUGGACUAGCGGCCCUUGUUUUCGGUCUGUUCCUGGUGUACGACACCCAGAUGAUUAUGGGAGGCCGGAAGAUCGAACUGUCGCCAGAGGAGUACAUCUACGGAGCUCUCCAGCUGUACAUCGACGUCGUCUACCUUUUCCUCAUCCUCCUGUCCUGCUUUGGCAAGAGCAGCUAAGUCGACGUCAAGAAGAACAUUAUCGUGUGGUCAUUAUGGAAAAAUUAAUUUAUAAACAAUUGCUUGAUGAAGUGGAUUGAAUUUUAUGAAAAAGUGAACUUAGAUCACACUAGAACCAAUUUUGUUUAGCUUUUUCGUUAUUAUUCUGUCGUGCUUUGGCAAGUCGAGGUCAAGCAAGAACAUUAUUGUGUGGUCAUUAUGGAAAAAAUAAUUAUAAAUAAUUGCUUGAUGAAGUAGUUGAAUUUUAUAUUAUCAUGUCGUUAUUAUCAAAAAUUAUAAACAAUUGCUUGAUGACCUGAUUGAAUUUUACGAAAAAGUGAAAACAAGUCGCAUAUGAUUAUGGAAUUAAUUUAGAAGAAGAAGAAAUGUUUUAGUUAACAACUCACUCGACACAUUUUAAUUACAGUUAUAUGGUGUCGGACAUUUAGUUUAUAAUUCCACCUUGACCUUAUAUUAUGAUUAUGAUGAAAUUAUUUGCUUUACAUAUAUAUGUAGAGAGAGAGAGACAGAGAGACAGACAGACAGAGAUCUUUAUUAUCCACAUUAUCCUAAUUAUUUUUUAUGAAUAAUGAGGACCAUGUCAAAACGUUUCAAACGUAACUAGGAAACAACAAACUGAUGAAAUUUUGCAAACAAUAUUUUCAAAUAUUUAGAUGAAAGUAAUCAUCAUGAUGAUAAUAUUUGUGGAAAUGUAUGAUAUAAACUUCAACUGGAAAAUGGCAUUAAAGGCUUUUGUUUGAUCUUUUGGCAAACAGUCUGUCUUACCGGAUGACAAUAAUAAUAAUAUUGUCGUAAAUAUUCCAUGAAUUUUUUUUGUUUUUUUUUUUUUUUGUAUAGUUACAAGUUUUCAUGUUUUAAAAAAUGUCAGGUGCGGAUUUAGGCAUUUUUGCUCAGAUAAUUCAUUUUGUGUUUUAUUUACCAAAUGUUCAGCAUUAUUGUGUUUUCCCUAGCAUGGUGCGGCGCCAUUCCUCAGAAGUCUUAACACAAUCUUGCCUUAAUCAGCGCCGUGCUGCCCUGAGAUUAAACAAGCCUUUUUUAAUAAUCAAUUCUAAAAUUGCCUAAGUUUAUAAAACACUCAGAAAAUGUGUUAUUAAUUAAUAAAUUAUGUCCAUUGUAUAUAUUUUUGCCAUUCAUCUAUCAGUGGAGUAGCCAGCAUGAGGCAGAAGGCGAAUUUCCCCAGAUUUCCCUCCCCCCCACCAUGACGCUGAUAUUUAUUUUACAGGUCUGGGUUUGCCUUGGCAUUUUUUUCUCUGGCUACGCCCCCGAUUUAUUAAUGCAGGCACAUUUAUUACAUUUAUAUUUAUUUCAAUUAAUUUGUUUUGCCUUUAAUGAAAAACCAAGUGCCCUGAGAAUGGUGACUAUUCCCCGAAAGUAUUUAGUCUUAACAUACCUUACUAAACUUCUUGGGAAAACACUACAUUAUAUACAUGUAAGUGACAAAACUCUAGCACCGCACCUUAAUGGAUAUAACCCCAGACCUACUAGCUACCUGUAGGUUUGAAGGAUAUUUUUUUUAAACUCCCCCCCCCCCCCCCCCCCCCCCCCUGCUCACAAAUGUUCUCUGUUUUUAAAAAAUUAUUUUCCGGGGGAGCAUGACUCAACUCCCCCAUAGGUUUUGCUCACCACAGUCUAGAUACCACCUAUUUCAUAAAUUUUAGCACAUGGCAAAUUUUAUUUUAAUUUGGUGAAAUAAUUGAUUUUUUGUUAGAAAAUAACUGGUAUUUUGCCAUCCCCCAACCACUAAUGGCAAAAUCCUCCUGUGGCCCUGGCUGAACCUCCACAACCAACCUCCUUUUCCCUCUCUACAAGAGCUAAAUUAAAAAUUAAUUGAACUCCUUUUCAUUUUAGACUGCCCGUUCAAAGUUUUUUUAAUUAUAAUUUUAUUUUUUACAUUUUAGAAAUGCACAAAUAAGUUACUAUUUAAAAUUCCCCUAUUACAUUUAGAGUAAUUAUUCAAAAUUGUUCCCGUAAUUUUCUCUCCCGAGACAGAUUUCUGGCUAUCCAGAGACCGGCCUCGGGACAGACAUGCUUGAAGCUUUAGAGGCGUGUGAGCAUGACUAAACUCUACCUGAACCUGAACCUGGGAUUUUGCCCAUUUUUAAGUUGAAAUAAAUAAUUUGGCCAAAUGUUCUGCUUCCCCAGAGCUAGCUCUGCAACCUGCUGAACUUAGGGUUUUUUCUUGGUAUAAUUCUUAAAGGGACAGUCCUGAGUUUGAUGCAUUGUAAGAUGUUUCUCUUAAAGGGACAGUCCUGAGUUUGCUGCAUUGUAAGAUGUUUCUCUUAAAGGGACAGUCCCGAGUUUGC